AUGGCAACAGUGAGUGUAUCUGCUGCACUGAAGCCUUCCAAGUCAGUGAAAAGGUAUAAAAGUAUCAGGAGGAAAGCCAGCAUCUACAGAAUUCCACCUCACAGCAAUUCGGAUGAAGAUGAUGAUGAUGCCGAUGGCAAGGAAGAAAAUAAUGACCCUGAAAUGAUCUUUCAGAGCAUACAGAUGCAGAAAGAAAUUGUGGCAAAUAUCAGAUGCAGACCCUGGCCAAUGAGACAAAAGUUGCGUUCGCUCAGGCAAGCUAAAGAAAUUGUCUUAAAGUACGAAGGGAGAUUAACGAGAACACGGGGUUACCAAGCGGCCGGAGCAGAGCUUUGGAGAAAAUUUGUUCGGGUUUCAUAUAACUUUGCUGUCCUUUUUAUUCCUUGGGAAAUGAGGAUAAAGAAGAUAGAGAGUCACUUUGGAUCUGGAGUUGCCUCCUACUUUAUAUUUUUGAGAUGGCUGUUUGGGAUAAACAUUGUUCUUACAAUCUUGACUGGGGCAUUUGUUGUUAUUCCUGAGAUCCUUGCUGGUGCCCCAUUUGGAAGUACUAUCAACAAGAAAAUUCCAGAUAAGGAACUUUCAUCAGCCCAAGACCUCAACACCAUCUGGUCACUGGGGGGUUACCUGCAAUACUCUGUGUUAUUUUAUGGCUAUUACGGUCGAGAAAGAAAAAUAGGGCGAGCCGGAUACCGCCUUCCACUGGCAUAUUUUCUUGCUGGAAUGGCUGUAUUUGCCUACAGUUUCAUCACACUGUUAAGAAAGAUGGCAAAGAACUCUAGACUGAGCUUAGCAAGUGCUUCAGAUGAAAACUAUACCUUCUGCUGGAAAAUCUUCUGUGCCUGGGAUUAUCUCAUUGGGAAUCCAGAGGCAUCGGAGAGCAAGACAGCUGCCAUAGCCAACACCAUUCGAGAAGCAAUUUUAGAAGAACAAGAGAAACAUAAAAGCAAAAAUUUAGCGGUUACAAUAAGCCUCCGGAUUCUUGCAAAUAUCCUCGUUCUCCUUUCACUGGCUGGAAGUAUUUAUAUUAUUUAUUUUGUGGUGGACAGAUCCCAGAAAUUGGAGAGAACAAAAAUAGAACUGACUCUCUGGGAAAAAAAUGAGGUGAGUGUUGUUGUCUCUCUGAUCACUAUGAUUGCCCCUUCUGCCUUUGAGCUUGUAGCUGCUUUGGAGAUGUAUCACCCAAGGACCACAUUACGAUUUCAGCUUGCUAGGGUGCUUGUGUUAUACCUUGGUAAUCUCUACAGUUUAAUAAUUGCCCUGCUGGACAAAGUGAAUAGCAUGAGUAACAGUACUAAUGAUACCUCCACAGACUUGGCCCCAAUGUAUGCCACAAAAGCAUACACCAUGUCUUCUACAGUUGAUCCUGCCUGGGACAUGAACAGGACCGCAACCCUUGCUUUAGAAAUAGAUCUGAACAUGACAAAACCCAUGCAAUCAACCAACUGGACAUUAUCUCCUGUUGCCUCAGUCAUCCCAGCUGCAAAAAAUGAGUGUUGGGAAACCUAUGUUGGACAGGAAAUGCUGAAGUUAUCAAUUAUCGACAUGAUUUUCACAGUAGCGAGUAUACUUCUGAUUGAUUUCUUUCGUGGACUGUUUGUGCGAUAUUUGAGUGAUUGCUGUUGCUGGGAUCUGGAGAGCAAGUUUCCAGAGUAUGGAGAAUUCAAAAUUGCUGAGAAUGUCCUGCAUCUAGUCUACAAUCAAGGAAUGAUUUGGAUGGGUGCUUUUUUUUCCCCCUGCCUUCCAGCAUUCAACGUUUUCAAAUUAAUAGGGUUGAUGUAUUUGAGAAGCUGGGCGGUACUGACGUGCAAUGUUCCACAUCAGCAAGUCUUCAGAGCUUCAAGAUCUAAUAAUUUUUAUUUGGCUAUGUUGUUGUUCAUGCUGUUCCUGUGUAUGCUGCCAACAGUCUUUGCUAUAGUAAGAUAUAAGCCAUCGAUAAACUGUGGGCCAUUUAGUGGACAAGAGAAGAUUUAUGAUGUUAUUUCAGAGACCAUAGAGACAGAUUUUCCAGCUUGGUUUAACAAAGUUAUGAGUUAUGUCAGCAGCCCAGUUGUGGCCCUCCCCGCAUUGCUGCUUCUUUUUAUGUUAAUUUACUACCUUCAGAGUAUUGCAAGAUCGCUGAAAUUCACUAACAAUCAGCUAAGAACAAAGCUACACACUGAAAGAAUUGAAGACAAGAAGAAAGUUUUCCAAAUGGCUAUAGCCCGGCUGCAAAAUAAAGAUGGAACUGAAAAAAAACUAGAACCAGACAGUGAUAUAAUCAGUCAGGAAUCGUCUGCACAUUCAUCAACUCCAAGAAAAAAUGGCAGUGUGGUGAAUUUUGAAUCUCCUGUUAGCAAAGGCGGUAGAAUACAAACAAUCUCACAGUCAGCAUCUCGUGUGGAUGUUCCUCAAGCAGCAAGUCUAAAUCAGAGUCCUUCUAUAUCUGGCAUGCACAAACAAAGGACAGAGCAUUUUUCAAACAGGCCCUCAAGUAUCAAGCAGAGUACAGUCCAUGAUGUUGAUCGCCAAAAGAACUACAAUCCAAUAUCACAUAAAAAGCAAGAUCACAAUGUUUUCUCUGAACCGCUAUUCAGAAAAGGAAUAAAGCACAGUAGCCCAAAUCAUGGAGCUGGAGCACCAAGUUUUGUGGCCAAAAGGCCUCCCACAAGAUAUUUUAUUGUUAAUGAACAAGAUUCUCGCAUGAAGCUUUGUACAACUUCAAAGUUACCAAGACAUUUCAGAAUGGAAGAGUCUGGAGAUAUUGUGGAGCUAUACCCAAGAAAUAUCAGAAGAUAUGUUGUUCAACACCCCCGUCGGCCUUACUCACCCUAUUUAAGUGAGGAUGAAGAAGAUGACUUGCACAGAGUUCUAAUGCGUAAGUCUAACAGGCCUCAUUCAAUGUCAGAUCUCCGACAUCCACCUCGAUUCUAUAUUGGGGAUCGUACAGACAAUCAGAUAUUACCUGGCAGAGAUGCAUCUAAAAUGCAAUAUAAAUCAUGGGAAGGCGGCUUCCACCAUGAAGGAGAAAAAACACACAAUCGCAAAAAGAUAAAUCAUAAAAACAUAGAUCUUGCUGAGCACUUUGUGGAACGCCACCGCAAAGUAAAAUCAAAACACAAGCUUGAACCAUACCUAACUGAGUCCGAUUCUGUCUCCAAUGCAUCUAGCAGUGAUCAACAAAACAGCGAUCAGUACAUACAAGUUAUCCAUAAUAAAGACAAAUAUAUAAAAAACAGUGGGAAGCUAACUCGAAAGAAGGCAAAAACUGUGGACUUUUCCCCACUGAACGAUCUGAUUUGUUCAAAUGUCUAAAGCAGUUGAGGGUAAAUGUUAAAUUUAACUUAAUAUUCUACUGUAAAUUAUUGAAAAUUCAGAGCUGUUGGUUUAUACAGACUCUAAAGCUGGACCAUACAAAGGCCAAUAAAAGCUGCCAACUCAGUACCUUCACACCAAAUUCGGCAGCACCAGCGGGCCUGCCAGACUUGUCUAACCGAAAAUUUGCUGGAUAUCAAUCGGGCACAAGUCUCCAAUUGGCCUAUGGCCAAUGAUCUGAUCAACCGGAUUUGGUUCAGCAUGUGAGUGGCCGAAUAAGUCCCGGAGCCACAUGUCUGGCGACCUUGUUUGGUGGCCAGUAGAUUGGGGCAAUUUAGUAAAGAGUGAAUUAGCUGUAAAAAUAAUUGACAAUUUUUUGUCGUCACUCCUCAAAAAAGUACAAAAUACAAGUAGUCAUUAGGGCACAUUUUAAUGAAGGUCAAAAAAGCUUUUGUGAAAAUACCCCAAAACCUAAUUUACUUGUAUACAUUUUUGUAAACUUUUCUGGAGAACACUGUUUUUACUAUAUACUGUAAUAACUACAUCCCAUUAUAUUGUUAUCAAUUUCUCUUUAUUGCAGUAUCAGCGUAUAACAUGACAUUCCUGCACAUUUGAUUUUAUUAUACCUAUAACAAUGAGAUUUAUCUUAUUGCUUGCCUCAGCUAAAACAUUGCUCAAAAUGAGAUGCUAUUUAUGCUGAGAUUUAUGAAGAAUGCUAAAACAUCAUAGCAUAUAUAAUGCAAAUAACAUGGCAACUAUUGGUAUGACUGCACAAAAUAAAAUCUGCUUUUAUAUUUUACUAUUUCUAUGGGUAAAUAGAUGAUAUUCUCUACAUGUAGAUUAUGACAUACAACAAUUUUGCACUAAAAAAAAUUUGAUUUUAUAUUUUAUGAUAUAAGGGUAGUUUAAGGGUAAACAAAAAGGCCAAUAAACCCUACACAUUGAUACAAUAAAUAUUAUUUUUUAUAAAUGUUCUUUAUUUUUUUCUUUUGUACCUUACUUUUUUGUAUUAAUAUUUAAAAUUGCCAGAUGAACCUUGGAUCGUCAUGCAGGUAACGACCAAUGCUAGAAACAAAAUCUUUAGACUGAGACCCUACCAAUCAAUAAAUAUUCAUUAUUCAAAUGAUCGUAAAUCAGAAGAAACCCUCUUCGGGUAAUGGCCCAUGGGGAGAUUUGUCAAUCAUUGUAAAAAUGUGAUACCACAGGCGAUAAAUCACCCGAAAUUUUUUUCCCACAGGAUAUAAAUCGUCAGUUGCAAUAAAUACACAUCAGUUUGUUUUCUGAGGUUACCCGAAGUUUCCUUACGAAACAACUUUGGGCGACUUUGGAAAGCCAAAGCGACUUAUAAAGCAUUUUUAUAGAGAAUUGUAGUGAAGAUUUAAUUUCCCUGUGCGCCAUUGC
This is a messenger RNA of Xenopus laevis (African clawed frog), 4692 nucleotides long. It is a transcript of the gene tmc3.L, whose product is annotated as transmembrane channel like 3 L homeolog. The record is from RefSeq and is a predicted model, not a curated record. NCBI's taxonomy places the organism in Eukaryota, Metazoa, Chordata, Amphibia, Anura, Pipidae. The transcript has 22 exons. The coding region runs from base 1 to 3291 and encodes 1096 amino acids.